This is a messenger RNA of Frankliniella occidentalis (western flower thrips), 1827 nucleotides long. Its product is annotated as tubulin alpha chain, testis-specific. The record is from RefSeq and is a predicted model, not a curated record. The coding region runs from base 269 to 1615 and encodes 448 amino acids. Gene Ontology annotation, molecular function: structural constituent of cytoskeleton; GTP binding. Gene Ontology annotation, cellular component: microtubule; cytoplasm. The transcript has 4 exons. Gene Ontology annotation, biological process: mitotic cell cycle; microtubule cytoskeleton organization. Lineage: Eukaryota; Metazoa; Arthropoda; Insecta; Thysanoptera; Thripidae.
AGGCGUCCACCAAUCCGGGACCGGGAAAACGUCGUAGGAGACGCACACACACACACGCACACACAUGCGUGAUCAAUAAGUGGACAGCCAGGUCGCACUGCAGCGUUCCCGCUCGCCAACUGCUAGUCACCUCUCCUGCGCAUCCUUCAUCUCGUCCCUCGUUAAUCAAGGUAGUUCAGGGCGUGCUCUCGAGUUCCACUCUAACCUAGAGAGCUGCAGCAUCUCAAUCUCUUCUUCUCUGUGCUGAUAUUCCUGUGGAGAAACAAAAAUGCGUGAGUGCAUUUCAGUCCACAUUGGACAGGCGGGAGUGCAAAUUGGAAACUCCUGCUGGGAGCUCUAUUGUCUUGAACAUGGUAUUCAGCCCGAUGGGCAGAUGCCCUCUGACAAGAGUCAAGGAGGAGAUGACAGUUUCAGCACAUUUUUCAUGGAGACUGGGGCAGGCAAGCAUGUUCCCAGAGCUGUAUUUGUCGACCUCGAGCCAACAGUUGUGGAUGAAGUUCGAACUGGAUCAUACAGACAGUUAUUCCACCCCGAGCAGCUGAUAACUGGCAAGGAGGAUGCCGCUAACAACUAUGCCCGAGGCCACUACACGAUUGGCAAGGAGAUCAUAGACAUUGUUAUGGAUCGUAUUCGCAAACUGUCAGACCAGUGUACUGGCCUUCAGGGCUUCCUGAUUUUCCAUUCGUUUGGUGGAGGCACCGGCUCUGGGUUUACCUCCCUGCUUAUGGAGCGCCUUUCUGUGGACUAUGGCAAAAAGAGCAAGCUUGAAUUUGCCAUUUACCCUGCUCCUCAGACCUCCACUGCCGUUGUUGAGCCCUACAACUCAAUCCUUACCACUCAUACAACUUUGGAGCAUUCAGACUGUGCAUUUAUGGUUGACAACGAAGCCAUCUUUGAAAUCUGCCAACGAAAUUUGGACAUUGACCUCCCAUCGUACACCAAUCUGAACCGUCUGAUUGGACAAGUUGUUUCUUCGAUAACAGCCUCACUCAGAUUUGAUGGAGCUUUGAAUGUUGACCUGACAGAAUUCCAGACCAACUUGGUGCCCUACCCACGAAUUCAUUUCCCUCUUGUUACUUAUGCUCCAGUUAUUUCUGCUGAGAAGGCUUAUCAUGAGCAGAUUUCUGUCUCUGAAAUUACCAACUCUUGCUUUGAACCGGCCAAUCAGAUGGUAAAGUGUGACCCACGCCAUGGUAAAUAUAUGGCCUGCUGCAUGUUGUAUCGAGGUGAUGUUGUACCAAAGGAUGUUAAUGCAGCUAUUGCAGUCAUUAAGACCAAGCGGUCGAUUCAAUUUGUUGACUGGUGCCCAACUGGUUUUAAAGUUGGCAUCAACUACCAACCCCCUACUGUUGUUCCUGGUGGUGACUUGGCCAAGGUUGCAAGAGCGGUCUGCAUGCUCUCCAACACCACUGCCAUUGCUGAGGCAUGGGCAAGAUUGGACCACAAGUUUGACUUGAUGUAUGCUAAGCGUGCCUUUGUGCACUGGUAUGUUGGAGAGGGUAUGGAGGAGGGAGAAUUCUCAGAGGCUCGUGAGGAUCUUGCUGCUCUAGAGAAGGAUUAUGAAGAGGUUGGUUUGGAUUCAGUAGAGGGGGAAGAGGAACAACAGGAAUAUUGAUGUAUCAAUUAGUUCUAGGAUAUGACUGGCACUUCUUUAAAAUGCAUGUAAUUUUAUUUUUUAUUUCUGUUGCAUUUGUGUUUCCUUAGUGACUGUUGUGCAGAUUUUACUCUGCUACUAUGACCCCUUUUUUUGGCUGAUUUUUUUCUGUCCUAGUCUUGGAGUUUUACUUUGUUGUGACAAAAUAUACCGACGAGAAUAUGAAAUCUCCA